AUGGGAAAGUUUAGAUCAAACUUGAAGGGGAAAUCGAAGGGAAAGCGAUGGCAGAAGGGCCAGUCGUCUAAUUCCAAUCCGAGGACACAAAAAUACCGGGAUAUGGCCAAGUCUCGGUUCUUUCAAGAAAAUUUAGGAGGAACAGGGUUGACCCAACAAGCUAUCUUAAAACAUGAUGCCAUGAUGACAUAUGGACAUGCAUCAAAUAAACAAACAUCUGAGGCUGACAAUGAACUUGUAAUUGCUAAGGAAUUAGAGAACAUGUCUAUGAAGAGUGGAGAUGAAGGAUCUGAAAGUGGAUACACUGCUUCAAUGAAAUCUGGCACUUUUAAAACAUUUCAAACAUUUGCAUCGGGUUUUACACAGUGUUCCAACAUUAGUUUUAGCAAGUUGCUAAAUAGAUUUGACUUCAACAAUGCUUUACAUAAAGAGAUGUUAGCAGUUUUGAAAGCUGUGACUACAAUAAUUAAACAGGAGGGAAAUGGCAAAGAGUCCAAUACAGAGUACUUUGCUGCAUUGUUGAUGACACUCAAAUCACGAGAGACUGAUGAAAAUCUUAUAGCAAUAUUAACACUUCUAUCUAUGGGAAUCAAAUCUGUACCCAUCGCAGUGCUGCGACUACAAUUUGCCGAUUCUGCAAGAACACUGACAGAAAUCUUAGAAAAAAAUGAAGGUUCAGAGAAUGGGGCAUUGCUUAGAAGUGUUAUAGGAUGUUUGUCUGUAUUGUUAAGGGCUCAGGCAUAUGCAGUGUGGGCAGACUCGUCUACUAUGAGAGUGUUUGAAUUAGUUCUCGCUUUUGCACUCCAUUCGAAACCUAAGGUUCGCAAGGCCGCUCAACAUGCAGUUACGUCUAUACUGCGAGGAAGUUCUUUCAUGAUACCAUCAGAAGACAAAAAAAUCAAGGUACCAAAAGUCCAUCCAGCUUCUAAGCGUGUGGCAGAGUACUGCUUGUCACAAAUCAAAGCAGAAGCCCUUCUAUCUGGACACCGGACUGUUUUGCACACUCUGACAAUGCUCAGAGAUGUAUUGCCUGUCUUCAGUAAGGACAACAUAAAGGCAGUGUGUGAAGCCAUCCUCUCGCUAAUGACCCAUAAUAAUGUCUACAUAAAGACAUGUUGUCUGCACACCUUGCACGCUCUGUUCUCCUCGCCCCUGGAGUCCAACAACUUGACGGCAUCGUUAGCAGUUCAGCUCAUUAGAGCGCUGAUGGCAGCGCGACCUCCCGCGAAUGACACCGGACAGGUGCUCGCGUGGGCUGCCGUGUUACAACAGGGAUGUGGCUGUUUGGCUAUUUUGGAUCUGAACCUUUGUAUGCCGAACCUGCCUGCAUUUGUUAACAUCUGUGUCACUGAGUUGUGGCAUUCUGACAUAGCUGACAUUAAUUCCGCAUCUACAAAUGCUUUAAAGGCUGUGUUACUUGACUGCGUGAAGUUGGCCGUAGAAUCCGAAGAGUUCCCUAAACACAAAAGCAAUAUCGAAACGAUAUUCAAGUGUAUAGGCACGGGACUUGACAACCCCUUCAAUCAAGCCAUACGACACGUGAUAAUGACUAUUGCCGUGUGUUUUGAAAUUGGCAACGAAAAAGUAACUCAUAUUCUGGGUCCCCUUCUCAAGAAGCUUAACGACCGACGUGAGAGCCACAACUUUGACAACGACAAAGAAGUUGAAUACGCUACAGGAUGUGCAAUCAAAUCGCUGGGACCAGAGUUCGUUCUCAAGACGAUACCGCUACGAGAUGGACCGGAAAACAUCAAUAUAGAACGUACAUGGCUACUUCCUGUGUUAAAGGAAAAAAUUCAAAACUCACACUUAAAAUUCUUUGCAACAGAAAUUUUAGAAAUGGCGACAUUCUGUCGAAAGAAAUCUAGAGAAAUAACUCAGGAAAACAAUGUGGCGCUAGCUCAUACAUAUGAGUUACUUUGCAACCAAUUCUGGGCUCUACUGCCAAGCUUUUGCAACAACCCUAAGGAUAUAAAAGACAAUUUUAAAUCCUUGGCUAGAGUAUUAGGUAGUGUACUUAAAGAUAACCCGGAGUUUAGGCUUUCCGUGAUGCAGGGUUUGAGAAAGCUUAUAACAUGUUCAGCCGAUAAUGAGGAGGAUAAAAAUGAAUUGAGCAGAUUUGCUAAGAACUACUUGCCGAUUUUGUUGAAUAUUUACAUGUCUCCUGUUAAGGGCAGUACUGCGGUAGGACAGAGACUAGCGGCCUUGGAAACUAUACAGGUAUACCUCACGAUAAGUGAUCAAACCUUAACCGAAGAACUUUUUACGAAUGCUCUCCAACAACUAGGCACAUCGAAAGACAAUCACUUUCAACGGGAAUCAAUACUGGACAUCAUUAGAACAUUAGUUUUAUACCAAAAUAGCGACAGAAUUGCGAAAUUGUUCGAUGAAUGGGUCUAUCCGUUAUGUGAAACGGUUUUAGAAGAUCCUAAAAAGCAUAAAAAAGCUAAAAAAGAGAACGCUGUAGAAGAAAAUGGAGAGGAAAAGAAUGAAUUAAGAUAUAAAGAGAAGGCCAAACUUCUUGAAAUGGAACAUAAAAAGGCUUACAGGAUAUUAGAAGAAAUUUUUAAAAGUGAUAACGAUAGUUGUAAACAAUUUUUAAAAGACAAUUAUAAAAAGAUUAAAAAGUUAUUGAUGUCAUCUUUGAAUAAAGUUGCCGACAGCAGCAAGGCGGCCAGACUAAGAUGUAUAGAACACCUGAUCACCUCAACACCGUUCUUGAACGCCGAGAGCAAGCUGCUAAAGAGCGCGAUAGCAGAGUCAGUGAUAUGUACAAAGGAUAUCAACUCCAAGUGUAGACAAUGUGCUUUCAACGUCAUCAACAGCGUCGGCAACGUUCUUAAAACACAAGAAGGAGGUAUGCAAGCCUUCGUCGCAAUGUUAACGUCUGGUCUAACUGCACCCGUACCUCGCAUCGUGGGGGCAACUUUACGGGCGAUCGCCUCCGCUCUGUUCAACUUCUCUGAGGAAAUGGGACUGGAAACAGUACAAGGUCUACUGGAGACUGUCGCUGGUCAAAUGUUAAACAAUAAUAGAGAAAUUGUUGCAGCUGCAAUGAGUUUCUUGAAGGUUUACACAAAGGUCCUUCCUACAGAUGUAUUAGCAGGCAGUUUGCCUUUAAUAUUUAAAACCUUGUCAUCAAUGGAGGAAGAUUGCAAGCGUCACUCGCGUCUUGAGAUAGGAUACUUUUUAACUAAAAUGUUGAGGAAAUUUGGUGCGGAUACGGUGGAGAAACUCAUUCCUCAAAGUGAUGAAGUUAUGUUAAAGAGAUUGAGAAAUAUUAGGAAGAUGGAAAAUAGGAAGAAGAGGCAGAAGGACGGCCAAAGAGACCAAUCUGAGCAAGAUUCAGAGGACGACAUGCCCAUCAAGGGCACAUCAAAAACACUAGAAGACAUCCUAAAAGACUCGGAUUCUGAGAUGGAGUUCCUGGACGAUGAAGAGGAAAGGCCCAAAGCUAGAGCCAAGAACAACAAGAAGUUGAAGAAUCGGGCCUGGAUUCAAGAUGACCCUGAGAAUAUUGUCGAUUUGGCUGAUGUAUCAGCUUCUAGGAAGAUUACAGCUACGGACCCCUCUCGUAAGAAAGCAACAGAAGUGAAAGCACAGAAGAAGAAAGAUGGCGGAUUUAAGACGGCUCCCGACGGAAGGCUUAUCAUCACUGAUGAUGCAUUUGAUGACGACGGUGAUGACAAUCAAAAGCCCAGCGGGGACAUUGAUUCCGAUACUGAUGAUACCGAUAAUGAAGACGAUGAGCCCAAACCGUCGAAACUGCUCAAACCAGGCACAAAACGUCGUUAUGACGACAUUUUAAGUUUGAAGAGUGGCAAGUCCAGCCGGAGUAGAGCAUCUACUGCCACUGUUGGAUCUAGGUAUAAGGCGGGAGGAAAGGGCAUUCAUAGACCUCUCGGUUCAGCAGCGUCAGUGGCUUCUGGUGCAGGCUCGGAGUUUAGAUCUAAGAAGGCAAAGGGCGAUGUAAAGAAAAAGGGCAAACACGAUCCUUAUGCCUACCUUCCAUUAUCUAGGAGUAACCUUAAUAAGAGGAAAAAGACUGUCAACAGUAAACAGUUCAAAGGGAUCGUCAAGGCAAAAACGAAGCUUGGUAAAAAUAAGAAAAAAAAAUAA
Arctia plantaginis is the source of this 4119-nucleotide messenger RNA. Lineage: Eukaryota; Metazoa; Arthropoda; Insecta; Lepidoptera; Erebidae. The record is from the annotation of a GenBank genome assembly.